AUGCAUCGCGCACUUCUGCUCCCCGAAAUUGUUGCAACAAUUCUGGAGACAAACAGCUCAAGCCCUGGCUUUCUACACACGUGUCUCUUCAUCUCCAAAACAUUCUCGGAAGAAGCAAGUAGAAUUCUGUGGUACGCAUGCGGAGCUUACUGCUUUGCUGAACAGGGGACGCCCAAUAUUAGACAUCUCGCUCAAAUCGCCAUUCAAAAUACUGAAAGAGCGCAGUACUAUGCCGAUUUUGUACACGUGCUUGGAUUUUCAGAAGAAGGAGAAGAAGGAGAAAAUGAUGAUGAUGGGACGUAUCUUGACGAGGCAAGGUGGCAUAAGGAACUCACUGCCUUGCGAUUUCCUCAGUUGAAAGAUUUCAGCCUUCACGAAUCGAGCAACGCGACUGGAUUGAACACGGGAGAAUUUAUCAUUCACUACGCACAACCAAACAUAGAGAGCUUUAUGGUGUACCAAGGAAGCCGCCUUUCCGAUGCUUUUUUUGACAAACUAACACACUCUUGCCCAAGAUUAAAAUCUCUUCAUCUCAGUAAAAUAAGUGGAAGUAAUCUAUCCAAAGAUGGACUUACUCAAUUUUUGAAUAGGGCGGAUGGACUUACUGCCCUCGUCAUUCAGAGUGGGGUUCACGAUAGUUGGUCCUACGAGGCAUUUGAAGCCAUAGCCAGACUUCCGAACCUGACCUACAUUGAGAUUCCUGAUGUCCAGGACAAUUGGGUCAACUCCGUCUAUCGCACGAACCCUUCUAUUUCUGUAUUUCCAAAAUUAGAUGUUCACUUGAGUACUGGUAUUUCUGAGCGUGAUUUAGAAUGCUUGGCUUACCAUGUACCUAAAUUGGAGGACCUAUCUAUUACUUUACAAAAUUUGCCUCCAUCACUUAGUAUUCUCGCAUCUGCAUCAAAGUUUUCACACCUCACAAAUCUCAAAGUCGAAUUUGGACCACGCAGUCGCAUCAGCGGUAGCGAUCUUUUACUUCUUGCACGGAACUGCCCUUUACUGUCUUCUCUUUCGCUUGGAGAAGUUGAUGAUAGCGCGUUCUCUCCGCCAGGUCCUGCAUCCCGUCCUUCAACUGCAGGUAUUACUGAUGAUGUUAUUGAAGAGGUCGCUGAAGCAUUAGGAGACAGUAUUGUCUCUUUGAGAAUCAUUUUUGAACGCUCAGAUCUGCUUACAUGGAAUUCCAUUCUUUCUCUCGCCCGGUAUUGUGACAAUCUAGGAGAUUUGACAAUAUCCUGCAACUUUAACUGGCAAGAAGCUAUGAGUGGCAGGUUCGAACACACCUUUCCUGCUCUCGAAAAUCUGGAUCUUAUUUUCGAUAGUAUUUUAAGAGAAUCGCAGGUUGCAAAUUACGACGAAGCAACGAUUCAAAGUUGUGCUCAGAAAAUGUUUGAAUUAGCACCAAAAUUAUCGUUAUUCUGGAUUGAUGGUGCAAAUAAAGGUGACAAUUGCUGGAAGUCGACUGUUCAGAAGAUAUACUACGAUAAUCUGAGUUUUCUCGAGGUCGAGGAGGAUUGA
Molecule: messenger RNA, 1515 nt
Organism: Botrytis fragariae
Lineage: Eukaryota; Fungi; Ascomycota; Leotiomycetes; Helotiales; Sclerotiniaceae
Exons: 1
Coding region: 1-1515 (504 amino acids)
Biological process (GO): SCF-dependent proteasomal ubiquitin-dependent protein catabolic process
Cellular component (GO): SCF ubiquitin ligase complex
Source: RefSeq, a predicted model, not a curated record